Rotaria sp. Silwood1 is the source of this 693-nucleotide messenger RNA. NCBI's taxonomy places the organism in Eukaryota, Metazoa, Rotifera, Eurotatoria, Philodinida, Philodinidae. The record is from the annotation of a GenBank genome assembly.
AUGCAUCAAUGUUCGAACCAAAAUGCACCUAUCAUUGGUUAUUCUCAAGAACUACUUGUAUCACUUAUUGAAGCUUGUAAACCAUUGGUCGAUAUUGUUUACAAUAUUUUGACAUACGCUACUAUAGCUCUAGAAAAUACUCCAGCUAUUCCACCCAAUAAACUGACUCGUGAUGAGUCAGCUGCCAUUCGUCUUUAUACAAUGGAAUGGCACAAUGAACAAAUGAGUCUUUAUUUCAUUCUAAAUCGCACUCUUCAGUACGAUAAUCGUGAAAAACUUCGACCUUGGUUCAAAUAUCUCAAACUUUUUCUCUCUGCUCUGGUUAAAAUACCAUGUGCACCUGUACAAACUGUUUGGCGCGGUGUUCGAAGUAAUGUUAGUAAUGAAUUUCCUCCUGGUACUCAAGUAACAUUGUGGAAGUUCACAUCAUGCACAACAUCGCUUACAGUAUUAGAGAACGAUAACUAUUUAGGAAGUGUAGGUGAAAGAACUCUUUUCUCUAUCGAAGUCAUAAACGGUAGAAGCAUACGAGCACAUUCGGCUUUCGGCACUGAGGAUGAAAUUUUAAUGCUUCCGUGUACAUCAAUGAAAGUACAAUCACAAUUUAUUCCUGCAGCUGAUUUACAUAUUAUUCAUCUAAAACAAAUCAUACCAGAUGAAAUGCUAUUAGAACUUCCAUUUGAAGGUAUGUGA